AGUGACGACCACAUAAAGAUGAUCCCCACCGACCAAAUUGUGAUGAGAUGAUAGCGGCGUGCGUGACUGUUGAGCAAAUGGGAAUUUUUUGCUUUUUCUGAGUUGUAUUCCAGUCGUCCUUACAACCCAUAACCGCCUAUUCAAUUUACUCUCUCCCAUCGUCACUUGCUUUGUCCAAAUCCUAUACUCUUUCCCUCCUCCUCACAACACUCUUUGCCCCUUCAAAAACUAACCCCCCGAAUGGAAAGUAGAAGCAACAUUCAAUUCCAUACAUUCACUUCAACUUCAACUUCAUCCUUUCUUUAUAUACUUCUGCUUCUUUCUUUCUCUUUCCAUGGAGGCUGAGGGUCUGUCAACAACAAUGGAGAAAGGAUUUAAGGGGUUAGUCAGGUUAAUGGGUUCUGUCAAGAAUUACGAUUGGGGACGUCCCGCGAAGGAAUCUUGUGUUGCACGACUGUAUAGGCUCAAUUCUGGCGGGAAAAUCGAUGAAAAUCAGCCAUACGCCGAGUUUUGGAUGGGAACCCAUGACUCUGGGCCGUCCUAUGUUGUGGAAGAAGGAAGAAGAAGUGAGAAUGGAUAUGCUAAUGGCGGGGGAAUUAGAGAGAAAUGUACUUUGAAAGAUUGGAUUGAGAAGAACCCUAGUGUACUUGGUGAAACUGUUCUUAUCAAGUGGGGUACCCAACUUCCCUUUCUCUUCAAGGUACUCUCUAUUGAGAAAGCUUUAUCUAUACAAGCGCAUCCGGACAAGGAUCUGGCGAUCCUUCUGCACAAGGAGCAGCCACUAAUCUACAAGGAUGACAACCACAAACCUGAGAUGGCUUUGGCCUUGACCGAAUUUGAGGCCUUGUGUGGCUUCAUAAGUCUUGAGGAGCUUAAAGUAAUUGUUCAGACUGUGCCUGAGAUUGUUGAAGUGGUUGGUAAUACGCUUGCAGAACGAGUAUUGGACUUGAAUGAAGAUGAUGAAGAGGAGAAGAUUAAAUCAGUGCUCAGAAAAUUAUUUACGGAGAUGAUGUCAGCCAGCAAGGAUGUGAUCAAGGAAGUGCUUGCUAAGCUGAUUAGUCGUCUAAACAUUAAAAAUAAGGUAAGGGAGCUGACCGACAAGGAACAACUGGUCCUAGGACUUGAGAAGGAGUAUCCAGCUGAUGUUGGUGUUUUAGCUGCAUUCUUGUUUAAUUACGUGAAGCUCAAUCCUGGGGAAGCUUUAUAUUUAGGGGCAAAUGAACCCCAUGCAUAUGUAUAUGGCGAGUGUGUUGAAUGUAUGGCAACCUCGGACAAUGUGGUACGCGCUGGCCUAACUCCCAAGCACCGGGAUGUUAGAACUCUCUGUUCAAUGCUCACGUAUAGACAGGGUAACCCUGAAAUUCUGCACGGUACAGCAAUAAAUCCGUACACAAUGAGAUACCUCCCUCCUUUUGAUGAAUUUGAGGUGGAUCGUUGCAUUCUUCCUCCGCAUUCAACUGUUGCCUUCCCUUCUGCUCCCGGUCCGUCCAUGUUUGUGGUCAUGGGAGGAGAGGGAACAAUGACCACAUCAGCAGAGGCGAUUGUUGCUGAAGGUGAUGUCCUAUUUGCACCUGCAAACACCAAUAUUACCAUUGCAACCUCCUCUGGUUUGCACUUGUAUAGAGCAGGUGUAAACAGCAGAUUUUUUGAGGAAUGAUAGUUGUAGGCUUGUAGCCCCUUAUGUUUGCUAAUAAAACAGUGAGUUUCUGUUACAAUGGCUGUUCCAUCUUGUAUUAUUCGCAUGUGCAGGUAUAUAACCGCUUCUAGUAGUGUAGUUUUGUAAGUCAAAAUAUUAUCGGGAAGGUGGAAAUUUUGCUGUACUUUGUCUCUUCUAUUGUCUAAUAUCAACUUUAUGAAAACAGAGAUCCCAAGGAUGAGAAAAGUGCAAACGCAAGAAAAAGAGUUGUACUCAAAACUGGGACUAGGUAGGGUAAGGUUUGCAUCUACUCCCACCAUUCGGGAUCAUACUAGAUAUGUUAUUAAAUUGGGAUCAUCCUGGGUAUGUUGUUGUUAGAUUCAUGAUGACUUGUUAGCAUCCAAAUUCCAUC
This is a messenger RNA of Solanum dulcamara, 2048 nucleotides long. Its product is annotated as mannose-6-phosphate isomerase 2. The transcript has 5 exons. Bases 335 to 1657 code for a protein of 440 amino acids. NCBI's taxonomy places the organism in Eukaryota, Viridiplantae, Streptophyta, Magnoliopsida, Solanales, Solanaceae. Gene Ontology annotation, biological process: carbohydrate metabolic process; GDP-mannose biosynthetic process. Gene Ontology annotation, cellular component: cytosol. The record is from RefSeq and is a predicted model, not a curated record. Gene Ontology annotation, molecular function: zinc ion binding; mannose-6-phosphate isomerase activity.